AUGCUCCCGCCGUCCGACCCCGACGCCCCCGUCCGCGCCACAGACACAGACGCCGCCCUCGCACGCCUCUCCGCCGUCCGCAAGCGCUACCUCGACGACCCCUACAUCGCCCCGCUCGUCCCCCGCCCCCACCUCCAGCCCCCGCGCCCCCCGCUCAUCAACGUCGGCACCUACCUCCGCGCCCGCGCCAUCGAUGCCCUCGUCGACCGCUGGAUCCGCGCCGCCCCCGCCCACUCCGCCGUCCAAAUCGUCAGCCUCGGUGCAGGCAGCGACACGCGCUUCUGGCGCCUCCAGACGGGCCCCCACGCACACCGCGUCGCGCGCUACCUCGAGCUCGACUUUCCGGAGGUCACGUCCAAAAAGGCGAUGGCCAUCCGCAAGAGUCCGCUCCUCAGCGCGCCGCUCGGCAGCCCCGAGUCCGUCUCCCUCGCCGCAGGCGGCACCGCGCUGCGCUCCGACGUAUACAACCUCCUCCCGGUCGACCUCCGGCUCCCGCCCGAAACGAGCCUCGCGUCCGUCCUCACCACGGCCUCCCCCACGUCCCCGCCCUUGCUCUCUCCGCACCUCCCCACGCUCCUCCUCUUCGAAUGCGUGCUCGUCUACAUGCACCCCUCCGCCUCCGACGCCCUCAUCCGCUGGUUCGCGGACUACUGCACCGGCCCCAACCCCAGCCCCAGCCCUAGCACGGGAUCCAACUCAAACACCGGCGCCCUAGGCUGCAUCGUCUACGAGAUGUUCGGCCUCACCGACGCCUUCGGCCGCGUCAUGCUCAACAACCUCCGCUCCCGCGGCGUCGCCCUCCCCGGCGCAGACCCCUACCCCACGCGCGCCUCCCUCCCGCAGCGCUUCCUCCGCCUCGGCUUCUCCGCCGCCCACGCACUCACCCUGCGCGAGAUCCGCGCAGACUACACCCCCCGCCCCGAGCUCGAGCGCCUCUCGACCCUCGAGCUCCUCGACGAAAUCGAAGAGCUCGACCUCGUCCUCGCGCACUACGCCAUCACGUGGGGCAUCAAGCUCCCCGGCGCCGGCCCGGAUCCUGGUACCGACUCCAUCGCCGACUCCAACGCCGAAGCCGCCGACGCCGCGCGGCCCCAGCCGGCCGCAUGGCUCGCGUGGGGCCUCGACGCGCACCCUGCGCGCCCCGCGGGCGCGGAGGACGAGUGA
Molecule: messenger RNA, 1164 nt
Organism: Heterobasidion irregulare TC 32-1
Lineage: Eukaryota; Fungi; Basidiomycota; Agaricomycetes; Russulales; Bondarzewiaceae
Exons: 5
Coding region: 1-1164 (387 amino acids)
Biological process (GO): C-terminal protein methylation
Molecular function (GO): protein C-terminal leucine carboxyl O-methyltransferase activity
Source: RefSeq, a predicted model, not a curated record